GUUGCCCCCCCCCCCGUGUGACCCCUGCUUCCCACGGCGGUGGUGGCGGUCUGACCUGUGGCCACCACCUCUUCUUGAGGCAGGGAGAGAGAAGGCAGUGGGGGUGUAGUGUCUGGCAGGGUGAGCUGCUCCUGCCCGACGCCUUUCCACUGAGACAUGCCCUGUUUGUAGGUGAUUGUUGUGAGUGGUAUGGGCGCAGGCCCAGGCUGGUGAUGGACGUCUCACUAAGGGUUUUUAAUGGUCCAACAAUCAAGGUAUCGCACCGAGGCGAUCUGUCACCUGCAGGAUAAUAUGCAGCCAGCCUUCUUGGAUGCACGCAUCAGAUUGGAUGGAGAAGCCCAAGUCUUAAUUUGUAUGUUUCUGUCCGUUCCACUGGACUUAAUGUUCUCCCUCAAGUCUAUAUACAUAUUUCUUUUUUUUUUGGAAAGGUAGCCCACUUUUUUUAAUGUUAAAUAAAUGAUUUGAUUUAAAAUUGUUUACUCUUUCAUUGCGACUGUCAUUUCUAUACAUCUGUGUUCAUAAGUCGAGUGUGACGAAAAUGCUGGCUGCACUUAUUUCUACAAACGAAUUGUGCCUAAAGUGUAGGUGGAGCUGAAGGUUGAUUGCUAUAGCGUUCAUGUUACGAAGAAACCCAGUAACUCAGAAAUAUGCUCCUUAUGGUAUUUUUCUAUUCAUUUUAUAAUGAAUAAAUCUGAGCUUGUAGUAAUCUUAACUUUAUUAAAUGGCAUUUGUGAUCAUGUUGGGGCUUAAUCAUAAAACUUAGUGGUUUUUCCAAAGAGCACCUUUUGCAUUUUCUUAAGUGAGCUGAAGAAAAACCUGCAUGGAAAGAUCUGGUAUUAGUUCUCUGGAUUCAUCUGUAAACUAUGAGACGUGGGAUACGAGUUAAAGUUGUAGCCUGCAGGCUAUGACACACACACUUGUGUUUUUGUUCUCUUGAAGGCCCAAAGCAUGCACACUUUUCUUCUUCAAACUGAACCCAGGGCUCCGGUUGGAGCCUGUGGCGGGGGAGGGAGCAGGAGGGCCCUGCAUGUUGAGACAGGAGACGGUCCUUCCUCAUUGACGUUUCUUCAUCUGCUUCUGGAACCAGGCAGGAGGUGGAAGUACGCUGCAUGCUCCAUUUACUCGCCCGCUCUCAGCGACAGAAGUUGCUCUCCAACAUUUGAGUUCUAAUUUUAAAGUCGACCGCCGCCGCUGGCCCCAUGGCCCUGGUGGGGGCUGCCGGAGAGGGCCCCAGAGAGGAGACCCCCGACCUCAACCCGCCGUCCCCUCAAGGUGAGAAGACUGCUGUACAGAAACAGACUUACACCAGAUGGAUGAACGUCUUCCUGAAGAGAUGUGACCCUCCCCUCCAGGUCCAGGAUCUGUUCGUGGACCUGGGGGACGGCCGGGCCCUCUUGGCGCUGUUGGAGCAGCUCUCAGGCUGUCAGCUGGUGUACCGGUUCAGGCCUUCCACACACCGCAUAUUCAGGCUGAACAACAUCGCUAAGGCCCUGGCCUUCCUCGACGACCGACACGUGAAGCUGCUUGGCGUCGAGGCCUCGGCGGUGGCUGACGGAGUUCCUCACGUGGUCCUGAACCUCCUCUGGAACAUCAUCUCCUUCUUCCAGAUCCAGGAGGCGACCGGAGGCCUGAGGCGGCGUCUCUCCUCCAGCCUCUCCUCCUUACCCACCUCCAGCUCCCCCUCCCCCCGGGGCCCCCUCCCCCCGCCCGGGGGCCCCUACUCCAGCGCCACCCUGCCCCCCCGCCGCAGGAGGCCGGGCCGGGGCCGACGGCUCCGCUCGAGGCCCCUGGAGAGCCUCCUGCUGUGGGUCCAGAGGAGGACGGCCAGGUGAGGGGGGGGGAGACAGACAGACAUGGUUCAGACAGACAGGAUGGAGACAGACAGACAGGCGUGGUUCA
This is a messenger RNA of Gadus morhua (Atlantic cod), 1899 nucleotides long. RefSeq names its product calmin b (gene clmnb). Gene Ontology annotation, molecular function: actin filament binding. NCBI's taxonomy places the organism in Eukaryota, Metazoa, Chordata, Actinopteri, Gadiformes, Gadidae. Gene Ontology annotation, cellular component: cytoplasm; nuclear outer membrane; meiotic nuclear membrane microtubule tethering complex. The transcript has 6 exons. The record is from RefSeq and is a predicted model, not a curated record. The coding region runs from base 1200 to 1832 and encodes 210 amino acids. Gene Ontology annotation, biological process: nuclear migration.